Molecule: messenger RNA, 2787 nt
Organism: Apiotrichum porosum
Lineage: Eukaryota; Fungi; Basidiomycota; Tremellomycetes; Trichosporonales; Trichosporonaceae
Exons: 4
Coding region: 1-2787 (928 amino acids)
Source: RefSeq, a predicted model, not a curated record
AUGGUGGCCGCGGCCGCUUCUGCUGCGCGGCUCAUCUUCACAGAGCCUGCAUACUGGGCAGUCCUCCGCCCCAUCAUCUACCACUGCGUGGACGACUACUGCAGCCUCUCUCAGACAUGCCGCAACCUCCGCCACUUGGUCACCACCGACCCGGACGUUCGUGACCGGUGCUUCAACCUCGUCUACAGCCUCCCCGCACCACCUCCUUCCCUUGACGGACCUCUCCCCCCUCCUAGAGGCAAGCUCCCUCUCCGCGCACCUACCAUUGUUCUCAAGCGCAACCCCAAGGGCAACCUGGUCAGACACAUCCAACACCUCCCUCGACCCAGCGACACACCGUACACUGAACCCAAGCGCACACCACAAGACACCGAGCGAUACCUCCGCGAACAGUCCCUCCAGCGCUUCUCUCCCUCGCUCAUCCGCUGUGUGCACACGCGCGGACCCGUCGCGGCUGUACGCGACGGGUACAUGGUGACGCUCAAGACCCGGCUGGGUGGCACACAGCCAACGGGCUGGACCGUGUGGGCCCUCCCGCCCUGGUUCGAGGUGCAGCAGACUGUGCUCUCGUCGUCUUCUGGAAGCUCAAAGGCCAAAGCUUCUAUUCCUGUGAAAGACGUGUGUAUGCCUCCCCGCCCCGCGGGGGCGUCCAACGACCAGAACGUCUGGAUGUGGGAUUACAGCAUCCGCCAAGACGUCGCCGCUGUGGCGAUCCAGCCGGACGAGAACCUCGUGGCUGUGGCUGUUCAACCCAUCACCGUUCGAUACUCCAAGGACAGCGACAAGGGCAAGUCGACCUCCAACCAGCCAGACUCGUACCUCGUCGGCCGUCGCCACCGUAUCUACUUUUACCAGCUGCGCCCCACGGGUCUCGGCCACUCGACUGACGAGUGGGGGGUCCCAAUCAAGCACCCCAACGCGGCGCGGCCUUAUGUGGACCUUCUCGAGCCCGACAGCACCGACCAGGUCGCGUACAAGCUCAAAGUCGGGCCCAACGGCCUUGUCGGCCUCUUGGUUGCGCCCCAGGAGGGAGGUGUGUCGGCCGGCCUGCUGGCCGUGUGGAACUGGCAGCAAGGUGUCUGUGUCGGAUUGUCCGCGACUCGUUCCGCUACCAACCAGAUGCUCGACUUUGACUUCUUCACGUCCAAACAUGUGAUCGUCCUCGAGGCCGUUUCGUCCAUUUCGUCGACGAACGUGCCGUCGCCCGGUGUGCCGCCCACGUGCUACCUGACCGUCCUCCAUGUCGGCAACACCGUCUCCCGCAACGCGAACAUUACGUACCGUCGAGAGGACAAGUCCGCCACGCUCGUGCCAUGCCCCGCGCACAACUGCUGGACCGUCGACGACGGCGUGGCCGAUGCGGUCGGAUACCUCGUCGCCCUCGAGCUCCCGGCGCUCGUGGACCAGACGGAAGGCGACGGCAAAGCCCCGGCCCUCACCGGCAGCGUCUCACUAUACCCGCCCCUCAGCGACAGCUACUACCUCGGCACGGUCUCGUUCACCAUCAGCAGCCGUGGCCACGCCGGCAGCGGCACCGCCACCGCUUCAGACCACUUCAUGCGUGGCGCCCUCAGCGCAGCCGUGAUCCCGACCAUGGUCUCGCCGUCCCUCAAAAAGACGGCCAUUACCGCCGCUCUAAGCAAGUGGCAUCAGCAUGUCACCGACGGCAAGCUCGACAGUACUGCCGUGCUCUCCGACAAGAUGCGUUACAGCCUCUGCGGCCUUGUGGGAAUCCUAGCCGAGGAACGGCUCGACGGCAACGACGGUGACCGCACAUGGGACGAGGUCCUCCUCGACGACUUCCGCCUGGCUAAUGGACCCGAGCUGUUCACGACUAUUGUCCACGAGGCCGACGAGGCCGACCUGUUCGACCUCGGCGACGCGUCGCCCUCCUCCCCUUCCCUCUCCCGCCCGACAUCCUUCCUGCAGGCCCUGGGCGGCGAGGAGGGCGUCGAGCGACACGCUGCCGUCUUCUCAAAGUGUCUCGACCCCUUGGUGUGCAAGCGCGCCGAGCUGGUGGUCACCGAGUUUGCAAGCUGGAAAGAGUAUGCCCACAUUGAAACGACAGCGACAACGACGGGCUCAUCAUCCCCACCACCACCACCACCACCCGGCUCGGCGACGUACGCCUCCCGUGUGCUCUACCUCGACCCGUCUCCGACAAAAGAGUCCGCCAAGCACCUGCGCUGGGACACGGUGGGCACGCCCGUCCCGAAAUCGCGCGACGGGUGCUCGACGCUCACGUUGCGCAACUACUCGCUGGGCAUCGUCGGGUUCCCACCGAGCUUCAACAUGGACGCCGCAAAGUGGUUUUUGGGCGGUACGGGCCAGUGGGACAGGUGGCACAACCACGCGCCAGAAGCCAUCCCGGCCCCACCUGUGGCCCAUGACACUGGCGCGGUGGCUGGUCCUCGCCACGUCACUUGUUCCGACCAGCUGGCCGCCAUGGCCAUGGCCAUGACCAUGUCCUCUCCCUCGUCCUCGUCCUCGACUGCAGCGACCGACAGCCGUAAGCGCGUGCACGGGCCGUGGAUCGGCACGCACCCCGUGGGCAGUGCGCACUGGUAUGAAGAGUUUGCGCGCGAGUUUGGCCUGCUGGUGAAGAAGCAGCCCAACGACGCGGGCGACGCAGGGGAACCGGUGUCGGCACCGUACACCGAAGCCCGGCUGCCCGUGUUCUGUGACGUGGCCAGCGGGGGUGGCGGCGGCGGCGUCGACGCGGUGUGGUUUGACGGACAGACGGUUGUGCUCGCUCAGGCCGACACGGUGACUCUCAUUUCAUUCUAG